Molecule: messenger RNA, 2324 nt
Organism: Impatiens glandulifera
Lineage: Eukaryota; Viridiplantae; Streptophyta; Magnoliopsida; Ericales; Balsaminaceae
Product: calcium homeostasis endoplasmic reticulum protein
Exons: 4
Coding region: 271-2160 (629 amino acids)
Biological process (GO): RNA processing; intracellular calcium ion homeostasis
Cellular component (GO): perinuclear region of cytoplasm
Molecular function (GO): RNA binding
Source: RefSeq, a predicted model, not a curated record
UUGGUUAUCUAGGCUAGGCUGAUCGGAGUUACAGCUUCGUAUACUUUGGCGGCGGCUGCGUGGAUUGCUUAAUCUUCUCCUUCCUUCCUUCCUAUUGACUGACGUUUCUCUCCGUAGGGGAAGAUUCGUAUUGAUGCAGAUUCUCCGAUCAAACCUAUAUUAUAUAUGCUCAAAUCUUGAUUGAGAUAAGCUCCGGUGACAGAUAGAUCAUUAUCCUACUUGUCUCACAGGUCUGCAACUUCCUUCUUGGUUGGUAGAUUCGAUUUAUAAAUGGAUCGACAAGCUCACGAGUACGCUGCUGCUAUGGCCUUUGCUCAACAACAACAACAGCAACAGCAGCAGCAACAACAACAGCAACAACAAUUUGGUUUUCAUCCCCAACAACAGUUCCCUCCAUCAGUUCACGGUCCUCCAUUCCUUCCCCCACAACAUCAACAAUAUCCUUUUCCCCGUCAUAUGCAGCCACAUCAACUUCAUCCUCAUCCCCCACCGCCUCAUCACCUUAUGCAUCUUCAGCCACAACAACCACAACAACAACAACAUCCCAUGGCUGGAUUUCCUCCUCACGUACCCCCACACCUUGUUCCUUCAACUUUCCAGGCUCCAUAUGACUCUGCUCCGCCUCCAUCUGAUCCAGAACUUCAAAAGCGUAUAGACAAGCUUGUUGAAUACGCUGUUAAAGUUGGUCCCGAGUUUGAGAUCAUGAUUCGUGAAAAGGAACAAGAUAAUCCUGCUUAUAAUUUCCUUUUCGGUGGGGAAGGGCAUAACUAUUAUCGUUACAAGCUUUGGCUUUCAACACAACCAACAAUGAUGCAUCCUCCAAACCAUAUGAUGAAUGCACCGCCACUCCACCAACCUCCUUUUCAACCGUUCUAUGAUAAGCAGUUGCACCAUCAGCACCCUCAGGCAUUCAUUGGUCAUGUUCGACCAGAUUUUGAUCAUGGUUCGAGGCCGUUCAAAGGUCUUGCCGGACCUCUUCCUUCGGAUGUUGCAGUGGAGCUGAAUAGUGUACUCGGAAGCCUCACUGGAACUAAGGAAUCUAUCAAAAGUGCCAAGGCUUGGUUUAUGCAGAGGUCCCCAUUUGCACCGGCUCUGGCUGAGGCGUUGAGGGAUAGGGUUUUUUCUGUGGAUGAUUCCGAGAGACAAUUGCAUAUUGUUUUCCUCGCCAAUGACAUUCUAUUCGACAGCUUGACAAGUAGGCGCAGCAAUCCGCAUGACCUUGAUAAUGAGGCACUUGCAUUUAAACCAGUCCUAGGUUCCAUGCUAGCCAGGAUCUAUCAUAACCCCCAAAACAAGGAGGAAAAUCAGUCACGAUUGCAGAAGAUCUUACAAUUUUGGGCAUCCAAGGAAGUAUUUGAUCAAGAAACCAUCCGGGCAUUCGAGAAUGAGAUGAUGAUUGGUGGACCGAUAAUCAAUUCGGUUCUUGGCAUGCCAAUGCCAAUGGAGUUACCUUCUUCUUCAUUAAAUAAUCCGGCUGCAGGAUCUAGAAGCCAGUGGCAUGACAGACAACAAAUUCCAGUCCUUCCCAUUAUCGCAGACAAAGAGCAUCUUGAUCCAAUACCAAUGUUAACUUCUCCAAUUCCCAUUCCCGGUUCUGUCCAACCGCCAUCUGUUCCAUCCUCCGAAAAAUUACCACCUUACCCUUUAUUCCCUCCAGGGCUAAUUCCGGGUAUGGUUAGAAAAAUGCAAAUCGGUAGCGGUGUGCCUUACUCUCCCAUGAGCCCUUUAGAUAUCCCGACAGUUAUCCCACCUUCUGAAGUCCCUCAGUCAGAAAUACUCGAGAGAGUUUCCAAAUUUUUCAAAGAGAUAGGCGAAGUAAACCCUUCAGAAGGGCCAAUGAAAUCAUCAGAUGAGAAUGAAGAUGAGCAUGAGAGAAAUAGCACUCCGGUUAGAAAAGGAGGAGCGUGCAUUCCUCCUCCGGCUAACCUUGUUAGGGCGGUGGAUCCAGAAACGGGGACUUAUGCUGAUGGAAGUGUGGAAAGGAAGCCCGGUUCUAGUAGCUCGGGGCGGUUGGGACUUGGGGCGACUGCAGAUCCUAACGAGGUUAGUCAAUAUGACGAUGUUUAUUCUUCUUAUAGAAAACAAAGGAGUUCGAAUUAUCAUACUUCUAUGAGUGCUAGGGCUACUCCUACUAGUAUUCCUAGUAGUACUACGAAGUAGAAAGUAUUGUUUUUGAAAGGGUGAAACAAACGCAACCUCCUGCGCUACAAUGGCACAAAGUAGAAAGUAUUAUUGUCAUUGUGGUUUUUUUUAGUUGGUCUAUUUGAACUUAGAAGAGGACAAGUUACUUAAUUUGUAAUUUCUCAUGUUCAUCCGUUUUAUUU